Molecule: messenger RNA, 552 nt
Organism: Cavenderia fasciculata
Lineage: Eukaryota; Evosea; Eumycetozoa; Acytosteliales; Cavenderiaceae
Exons: 3
Coding region: 1-552 (183 amino acids)
Source: RefSeq, a predicted model, not a curated record
AUGACAGCAGCAUCAAAAAUCAAUAAUAUAUCGUGUCAACAGAUACAUCCUUGGAGUACAAGUUGUACACAGAGUGCAGGAUCUAUUUGGAUAAAGGUGUUUAUAGCAGGUCUAAAGUUAUAUGGACCAUUGUUUUUAGUACCAACAUUGUUAUUCAAGAGAAAAGGAACAUUACCAGAGAUUAUUAGAUCAUCAACAUUUUUGGGUACCUAUGCAGGUGUCUUUUCAGGAAGUAUUUGUUUGUUUAGAAGCCUAACAACAAAGGAUUAUAAAUCAAUUGCUGCUUUAUCUGGUUUCUUUGCAGGUCUAUUUUCAAUUUUAAUCGAGAGAAAGAAUAGAAGAUCUGAAUUAUCUUUAUAUUGUUUUAAUCAAACUAUGGAGAUUAUGUGGAAGAUGGCUGCCAAUAGAGGAUUUGCAUUCUACAUUAAGCAUGGUGAGGUAUUGGUAUUUAUGAUUGCUAGUAGCAUCUUGUUUUACUUUUACCAACAAGAACCAGAAAGUUUAAGAAGUAACAUGAAUGGUUUAUUAAAAUUCUUUAUCAAUUCUGCUUAA